This is a messenger RNA of Ceratitis capitata (Mediterranean fruit fly), 793 nucleotides long. RefSeq names its product protein lethal(2)k10201. The record is from RefSeq and is a predicted model, not a curated record. NCBI's taxonomy places the organism in Eukaryota, Metazoa, Arthropoda, Insecta, Diptera, Tephritidae. The coding region runs from base 113 to 721 and encodes 202 amino acids. The transcript has a single exon.
UGUUAAACAUUUUUCUAAUAAGUUUUGUAGAGACAAAAACAUACUUUGAUUUGUUAGGAGGUGAUUUAGUUGGCAACAUUAUUUUACAUUAUUAAAAUCUUCAUCAAGUAAGAUGUUGUCAAUUGCUGAAUUAAUAGAAUUGUUAAACAAUAUUCCCUUUGGCUACAAAUCACCGGACGAUAUUUGCUUUUCUGCAGCUAAUGAAAUGUAUAUACCAAAAUACAAAAAACUUGGUGUUAUAGCGGUCGCAAAUGAACCGCAAGAAGAACCUGUGGCAACAAACCCGAUUAGUUUCUUUUGUAAUAUUCCUGGUUGUACUCUUGAUUUUGAGGAUAUCUCUAGUUAUCAAGCACAUUUCAAAAUCGUUCAUCGAUUCAUAUGUUCUAUUUGCCGGCGAUAUUUGCCAACUGCUUAUUUGCUUGAGUUACAUAUUUCGGAGCGUCACGAUUCUUAUUUCGCCAUUCGUGUAGAACGUGGUGAAGCGAUGUAUUCAUGUUUCCUGCAGGAGUGUAAACAAAAAAUGCUCACGCCACAGGCACGUAAAGAGCACUGUAUUAAUGCACACAAAUUUCUAGCGAACUACAGGUUUGAGCAGUUGUGCGGAAGAUCAUCUAAAACUUCUUCCGAGAUGAGUGAAGCAAUGGAUAUUCCUCUAGAUAGCCCUAACGUAAAUAUGGAAUUCUCAUUUGGUCAUGCUAAAGGAUCAGACCAAACACCGUGAAUUAAUUUAUAUUUAAGUAUAUAAUAAUAGAAUAGUUGGUAAUUGAAAAAUAUUUAUUUUGUCUUUGUUAUA